CUACUUCCGUUGGUUACAAAACGUGAACAAGGAGGGUAUAAAUGAUAAAAGUCAUUAUUUCAAGAUUUAUGAGGUUGACUUUUGAAAGAAAUAAACUGAGUUAAUGUGGGACAUUACUUUUUCUUCUAUCUCAUUAUAAAACCAAGGCUACACGCACACAGCAGAUGAUAUAUCACAACAAUGAAAACUCGGUCAAUUUCUGAAGUUCAAUGGCGGGGAUAAUUUUUUAUUGGGUGUUACAUACUUUGAAGGUAGACAAAAGGAGGAUUACGAAGUACAUAGAAUGUGUUGUGAAUGAGAAAGGUGUACGGACAGCAAGACAAUAAGCCAUCAUGAUAACAAAUGAAACUGCAUGAACUGUGUGCCAAUAUGUGCAAUAUGCAGGGUUUUAAAAAUAUGAUAGUGUACCGUGCAGACAGACAAUUUUUAUUAACUUUAAGACAAUGUUAGUAGACAACAUAAAAGUGAACAAAUUAGCUGAAACUGAUAGAUACCAUAGACAGUGUUCUAGCAAGAUUGGUAUGUUAGUGGUUAUGUUGAGAAGAUAACUUGAGAAAAUUACCAUUUCAUGCCAUAAAUGAGACAUCAAUGAUUCAGAGAGUCACGCCUUCUUUGCCGUAGUGCUCAGCUCAUUUUGUAAAACCUUUUGGUGUACAUUACCUUGUUGUGUUUCCUAAGAAUUAUAUGAACCUUUGCUGACUUCUAACAAAAGAAAAGUAAAAUAUGCUGUGAUAUUUUAGUUCCAUAUGACCUUUUAUAUGUACUUGCAUACCAUGGUGCAAGACAGAGAAUCUUCUAACAGCAAACCCUUACUGACAUCAUUGCAAGCAACAAGAAAAAAUUGUGAAGGUGGCUGUGCUUAUUUGCUUUGUGUCGUCAGUAUAACGUGAAAAGAAGUCUAAAUGCGUGUUAAAUUAUGGUGUUUGUGUAUCAUUUUGAUGCUGUGAACUAUGUCUUGCAAGCAGGACUGUUGUUGUUAUUUGUGUCGAGUGCUGGAUGAUUUCUGCCUUGACAAUUCCGGUGCUGUGUUAUCGAGCACAGAUAACUUCAUUAUGAUGAGGCCAGUCAGUGCUCAGCUGCGACCACCUGCUAGGAACAACCAGAGCAGACCUGUAGAGAGGAAGGAGUGCCAAUGGUCAAACAGGAACUUUACAGUGAGAGCGACUCACGGAAAUGAGGCAGCACAGCCCGGAGUCAGGCUCUGGAAGUCAAGUGAACUGUUGCGAAACAUCAAUGGUCAGAGCGUGAGGAUUGAAAACUCAAAGUUGACAGAUGAUAUAAUGGCUGCAGAGGGCUGGGUGGUAGAGGCCGGGGAAGAUGUACUGGAAUUGAAGAGUGGGGCAAGUGGAGGUGUGGAGGUGGUUGUGAUGAAUGAGCAGGAUCAUGAUCCAGGAACCAAGCAGGCCUAUAGGGUGUCACAGGACAAGGUCAUCAUCAGGUGCAGCGAGAAGGAAGUGUGGCAGGGUGCAGCUGAAGGACCUGGGGGUGGAAACAGGGAGAUGGUGCCAUCUGCUGGCUAUGGUGCAUACCAACAGCCUCCUCCUGCUGACCUGACACAGUGGACAUCCAACCUGCAGUGUCAGUCACAACUGGGUCCAGUCAACAAGAUGGUCAGUGAAGAGAAGGCCUUCAGCUCUUGCACUACUAAGAGUCCCGCUCCUCCUAUUUCACUGCGAGGGUGUUCCACUCCCUCCAAGUUUAAUCCUCCCACCCCUAUCAGCCUUAACACUCCCUCGAUGAAGACUAGUGAGAGCAUUGUCAGAGGUGAUCCCACCAUAGAACAGCUAGUGCCUGAGCGGGACACAAACCCAGGCACCAGGCUUACCGUGGAUAUGUGCAAUAGCAGUGCAGUCCAGGAAAACCUUAGUAAGGCAGGGAUACUGUCUGAAGAGAACCUGAAAGCACAAUACCGAGCAUCCUCGCAGACUGGUGCAAGCAGCAAUGUGCGGCAACCUGGAGGUGUCAGCACUGGGCCAGGCGGUGGGCGAUGUGGACACUUGCACCACCAUCUGAGUGUAGAAGAACUGAGACUGAUCCAGAGGAGACAGGACUCAAAUGGCAGCUCUUCAGAUGAUGGUACUCGCAGUUCAGGGCAUGCCAGUAUGUCUGACGGACACCUGAGCUCAUCCCCAUCUGCAGAGAGGCAUCAGCACUAUCGUUCUCACCUGAACUCUGUGCCUGAGGAUGAGAGGUUGUCAGCCAGCGUAAUGCAGAGUCAGUCGCGAGCCACACGGAAAUCUGGCCACAGCAGAAGUCGGCACAGAGCAACUCCUGCUAGGCUGGUGCCAUCUGGGUCUGGUUUGGAGGACAUCAAGCUGGCAAUCCAGCAACUCACAAUGCAGUCUCACACGUCCACCUCCACAUACUCGAGUCUCAGUGGCAGUGAAUCCGGUGAACCGGUGAUGCGACGUCUUAUGAGGCACUCAUCACUGGAAACAAUCAACACCAAUGUCACCAGCACAGAUGAGUUUGUUUGGGUUGAUUCACAUAAUAGGCUUGUAGAAUUACAGCACUUACCGUGGUCAAACCAUGAUGUGCUGAAAGUUAUACAGAAUGGUCGACUCAAAGAACACAUGGAAAGGAUCUCCAUGGAGACAAUUCCGCGUCUGUCGUACCUUCUUCAGCGGGCGCUGGUGAGGGUAGGAAGGGAGGUGCAGCGUCUGGCCUGUCCCCUUGGGAUGUGUAGUAAGCAGGAGGUGUGUUCUGCCCUGCGCGUCAUCCUCUGCCCUGCUCUCGCUGAUUCAUGCACAAAGGCAUGUCUGAGGGCAGCAGCUAUGUUUGCAGUGUCAGGCGACCUGCAAUUGAAGCAAAGCAAAUCAUGUCGAGCAGGAUUGCAGUUCUCUGUUGGUCGAUUCCAGCGGUGGAUGACUGAUGUCCGCCUCGGCAAGUUCGUUCACGAGUACGCAGCUGUGUACUUGACAGCUGGAUUGGAAAACCUGCUGGAGGAGAUAAUUCUCCAGUGUCUGCCCAGUGAGGUGGACACCAUCCUCACUGCCACCAUGUUUGAACAUGCAAUUGCAAACAAUGGGGACUUGUGGGGUCUGCUGCAGCCAUAUGCCCAUCUCAAUGCUGGCAGGAUUGCCUCAGGAGCACUGGCAAUGCCUCGCUGGGCAAGUGUCUCGAGUGUGAACUCUGAGUCCACCCACUCGUCAUCACUAGCAAGUGGAAAAUCUAUAGAACAAUCACUACUGACAACUUGUGUUGGAUCUGUGCACGAGCUGACUGAACUGCUGGCAUGCAUCAACACGCGGCCCCUCGCCUGGACGCCGUCUGCAGUUCAGGCACUCUUCUACUUUAUGCGGUGCUCCCAGCUUGAGCAUGCGGAGCAUGUGGCCCCAAUCCAAGAACUGGUGUAUGAGCGUGCAUAUGUGGUUUUGCCUCCCCUGGUGGAAUGGUUGAGAGUGACCACAGCCCAUGCAGAGCAUAGACACUCCGCCUCUCUCGAUCAGGAUGAUGUGAUGCAGGCGGCCCGGUUGCUCCUGCCUGGAGUGGACUGCCCCAUCCGAGACAUUGGAAUGGAGGACGCUGGGGGAUCAAUAGGUUCCAGGCGGCUUGGUGAUGAGUUGGAGUGUGUACGACGACUCAAGUCAGAGCUGGCAUUCAAAAUGCUGCGGAGUGGAUGCAGUGACCUCAUCCCUCAUGCUCUACAGCUGUUACCAUCGAGUAAGAAAUUGAAUUGUGUGAAUGAGCGUGGGUUGAGCCCACUCAUGUUGGCAGUUCUGCUGCAAGACGAGGCUUGCGUUUGCUGUCUGCUGGAUGCUGGAGCAGACCCUGACAUUGAGACUCCUCCAUAUGGCACAUCAGGCUGUCCAAAUGUGAAUGCAGAGACCCAGCAUUGGACAUCCCUAACUUAUGCAGCUGUACAAGGAGCAUGUAGUAUUGCACGCUUGCUAUUGGAAAGGGGAGCCCAUGUGGAAGGGGGUACAAGGCUCAGUGAGGACAGGUGCACCCAGACACCACUUCAGGUGGCAGCAGCAUGUAGUCAAAUGGAGAUGGUUUGCCUUCUUCUAUCAUAUGGAGCUCAGCCAUUUCUCUCAACACUGCUCAAGGACUCUCUCUGUUAUUCUGGUGCUGCUCAGCGUGGCUCGUACAGUGCCAUUGCAGUGGCAGCUGCUCACGGACAGAGGACGACGCUGCACAAGCUGCUGGCCCACCCCCACAACACUAACAACAAGGAGGUGCUGUCACUGGAGGAGAUCUUGGCAGAGGGUGCCAGCAGCCAGCUGACUGCUGACCGCCGGGUUAACAGACUGCAGGUAACAUGUGCUUCCAACUCAGACUCAGGUGCAUGCUUGAUGAAUCAUGUUGGCAGUGACAGCCUACAGUUGCUAAAACUGAGUAAAGUGCAGAUCAAGUCACUGCAAGAGGCGAUGUACCACAGCACUGAGAACAACCACCUGGAUAUCACACUGGACCUCCGUAACCUUGGAAUACCAUGGACACUUCACUGUUGGAUGCAUACCCUAGCUACUGCACAUGAUCAACAACUUGAGAAUAUAAUCGACCAGUUGCUCCAGGACUUUCUGCAGGUGUGGCCAGAUGACUACUCAGUGCAGUUCGUUGACGAGUGUUUGCCUUUACUGUUCAACAUCUUUCGAUUCAGUAAGAAUGAAGGAACAACACUGCUCCUUGCAGACAUUUUCUCAACAUGUUUUGGCUGGGAGCCAAUCAAGAAUGUCAGAGACACUUCAUUCUCUGGAGGGACUCGGAUUGAUCCAAAAUUUGUGAACAACCCAGAGCUGAGUGAUGUGCAGUUUAGGGUGGAGGGGCGAGUCUUUUAUGGACACAAGAUUGUCCUGGUGACAUGGUCACCCCGGUUCCGGGCAAUGCUCAGCUCGAAGCUCUGUGAUGGGAACCCACCCAUCGUUCAUAUCAAUGACAUCCGCUAUCACAUCUUUCAGUUGGUAAUGCAGUACCUCUACAAUGGGGGCUGUGAAACACUGCAGGUGGAGCAGACAGACAUGCUGGAGCUAAUGGCUGCUGCCAAUUUCUUUCAGUUGAAUGGUUUACUGCGUUACUGUGAAGCUCAGUGCUCGAGCAUGGUUGACCUUGAUAACAUUGUCUCCAUGUACAUACAUGCCAAGGUAUACAAUGCUGGGGAGUUGCUUGAGUACUGCCAGGGAUUCUUGCUACAGAAUAUGGUAGCCCUGCUCACAUACGAUGAUUCCGUCAAGCGGCUGCUCUUUGGGAAAAAGCUUCACAGUCAUGAUGUGCUGGCAGGCCUGCUUCUGACACUGCAGGCUCGCAUCAGGGCCCGAAAUGUGGCCCCCACUGUCCGUUCCAACUCCAAGCCUAAGUGAAAAAUGCCUCUGAGCAUGUUUAUCGACUGUUUCCAGUCUUGAGGCAGGGAAGUGUUAGGGUUUGUUCCUAGAUCUGUAUGCAAAUUAUUUAUACGCAUUUCCUUUCUGUGUAAAGUAUAAUCCAAAAUAAUGACUAUACAAUGAACAGUUAACAUCAAGCAGUUUAAUGAAUUUUACAAUAAAUUACUUUGCUCAUCAAACAGUGCCAAGGAAUGGUGGAUCCAGUAAAACCUGCUGCAAAGUCUUCGUAAAUAGGGAUUGUAUGAAUUGUCAGAAUGCUUCAAGAAGUGUUGUUUAGAAGUAGAUGUUUUACAAAAACAGACAGAAUGGCCAAAUACAUGAAGAUGUUCUUCAGAAGCAGAGGAAAGGCAUAAAAUAUGGUGCUGAUGGAUUUUAGUUGGUAAGUUACAUUGAGCUGCAUGAAAUAUAGUACUUUAUGUUUGAACCUAAUUUUCCAAACAUUUUCUUUCUCCACUUUUGGCAGUAAUUUGUAUACAAAAUAUUGUCAAGUUUUGAUGAAAUGUUCAGAACUCAAAAAAUGUGUAAAAUACAGAUAUACUGGAACAAUGCAUGAUAAAACAUCUGAAAGCUUUUUGUGGGAAAUUUGAUUAUUUUUAUGAUCGAAUGUAAUUAAUUUAUUUGGUUACAUUGAAAUAAAUUUGAUAUGAUUUCCACAGAUGUUAGGAACAUGGAAAA
Molecule: messenger RNA, 5996 nt
Organism: Zootermopsis nevadensis
Lineage: Eukaryota; Metazoa; Arthropoda; Insecta; Blattodea; Termopsidae
Product: ankyrin repeat and BTB/POZ domain-containing protein 2
Molecular function (GO): protein heterodimerization activity
Source: RefSeq, a predicted model, not a curated record